AUGAAGUGGGGGCUGCUCAUUCUCCCCUCCCUGGCUGCUCUGCUGCACGCAGCCAGCGCCUUGCGGAUCUGUGCCUUCAACAUCCAGACUUUUGGGGACAACAAAGCGGACAAUGAAGUCGUCACAAAGGUCAUUGUUAAGAUCCUCUCCCGCUACGACAUCGCUCUGGUGCAAGAGGUGCGUGACUCAGACCUCAGUGCUGUCACCACCUUGAUGGAGCAGCUCAACAGAGCCUCCAAGAACUCCUACGAAUACAUCAUCAGUGAGCCGCUUGGGCGGGAGAAAUACAAGGAGAUGUACCUCUUCAUCUACAGGCCCGAGAGCGUCUCUCCCGAAGCCCAGUACCAGUAUCCCAACCGCGACAACGCCUUCAGCAGAGCCCCCUUCAUCGUGAAGUUCUCGGUUCCCAACUCCAAGGGGGAGCCACUGAUCCUGGUGCCUCUUCACACCCCUCCGAGCGAAGCCGUGGCCGAAAUAGAUGCCCUCUACGACGUCUACCUGAAGGUCAUAGACAAAUGGGGAACUGACAACAUGAUGUUUCUCGGAGAUUUCAACGCCGACUGCAGCUAUGUGGGGAAAAAGGACUGGGCCUCCAUCCGCCUGCGUACCAGUGAUGUCUUCAAGUGGCUCAUCUCCGACUCCGCAGACACCACUGUGGGCCAGUCGGACUGUGCCUAUGACAGGAUCGUCGUGAGCGGCUCAAAGCUGAGGAAGCGGAUUGACCCCAAAUCUCCCAAGGUGUUUAACUUCCAGACUGCCUUCAAGCUGAGCCAGGAAGAGGCUCUGGCCAUCAGCGACCAUUUCCCAGUGGAGGUGACCUUGGACUCUCCGUGAGGGUCCCGGACUUCUCGGGCCAAGGAAGGUUGAAGCGUUGCAGCCACGGCUGGACCUCCGAUGUGGGUGGUGUCUUCGCUCUGCUGCUUUGUGGCCAUCCCACCCUUCCAGCUUUCCAAGGUCUCGCUGGGUCGUGAAGCAAGCCCAGGAGCCCAGGAGUUGUGGGCCAGGACGGCCGACGGCCAUUUCUCUCCCUCCUAGCAAACUCUGGCUUCCAGUCCCAUCACAACACUGCGAAUUUACAGCCUGCAUUUCUCAGUGCUGGAAUCCAUCCUAUUGCACAGAAGGGAUUGAUCUGUCGAAUGCACAAAGCUGCCUUAUACUGAAUCAGCCCCCCGUCGGCCCCUCCAAGUCAGUCUUGCCUACUCAGACUGGCAGCAGCCUGGUCCUUUUUGUUGGGGAUGCCGGGGACUGAACCUGGGACCUCCUGUGUACCAACCAGAGGCUCUUACCCCUGCGCUACACCCCUCCCUUUCAAUAAUAAUAGCUCUGGCUUUAUCUAGAUCAGAGAUGGCCAAACUGUGGCUCAGGAGCCACAUGUGGCUCUUUCACACGUGUGGCUCUUGAAGCCCCCACUGCUCUGUCGGCCAACUUGGAAAAGGCUUUUGUCUCUUUAAAUCGCUUCUCCAAGCCAAGCCAUCUAAAGUUGCUUUCUACCCACCUCUCCCUCCCCCAUCUAUUUUCCUUCCUCCCUCCCUCUGUCUUGUGGUUCUAAAGUAUCUGACAUUCAUGUCUUGUGGGUCUCAAACAACUGAAGUUUAUUCUAUGUGGCUCUUACAUUAACCAAGUUUGGCCACACCCGAUCUAGAUCAUAAAAGCCAUUUCAUGGGCUUGUUGACUUUCAACGCUCAGCUCACUCUACAGCUUUGGGCAGCAUUUUCCGGUGCCAUCCUUUCAUCUUGCAAGUGUUUCGUCCUCUCAGAAGAUAAUAAGCGGCACUAUUGACUCAUUUGGCAGCACCGACCUAUGAAGGAAGGCUGGAUGUUGGCCAGUGAGAUCUUUUAAUUCUCCUAAUCGUUUUUUGAUUGCAAAAGCAAAGGGAGACAGGCCAGUUUUUCAAGGAAGA
Molecule: messenger RNA, 1900 nt
Organism: Heteronotia binoei (common prickly gecko)
Lineage: Eukaryota; Metazoa; Chordata; Lepidosauria; Squamata; Gekkonidae
Gene: DNASE1L2
Product: deoxyribonuclease 1 like 2
Exons: 8
Coding region: 1-834 (277 amino acids)
Biological process (GO): DNA catabolic process
Cellular component (GO): nucleus
Molecular function (GO): DNA nuclease activity
Source: RefSeq, a predicted model, not a curated record